Molecule: messenger RNA, 1160 nt
Organism: Gossypium raimondii (Peruvian cotton)
Lineage: Eukaryota; Viridiplantae; Streptophyta; Magnoliopsida; Malvales; Malvaceae
Product: peroxidase 16
Exons: 4
Coding region: 35-1024 (329 amino acids)
Biological process (GO): response to oxidative stress; hydrogen peroxide catabolic process
Molecular function (GO): peroxidase activity; heme binding
Source: RefSeq, a predicted model, not a curated record
ACACAACAUUCACCAAAGGAAUCAUUAGCUAGUCAUGGAAAACAGAAGCAAAAUUGUUGUCUCAUUGGUUCUUCUUCCUCUCCUCUUAACUACCAUCUCUGCUCAGAGCACUAAGCUCACACCAAACUUCUACAAGACAACAUGUCCCAAUGUAGAGUCCAUUGUCCGAUCUGCAGUUCAAAAGAAGUUCCAGCAAACCUUUGUGACAGCUCCCGCAACUCUUCGCCUCUUCUUCCAUGACUGCUUUGUUCGUGGAUGUGAUGCUUCGAUAUUGCUGGCAACGGGUAAUGGUAACGGGGAGAAGGAUCAUCCGGAUGAUAUCUCCUUAGCUGGAGAUGGAUUUGACACAGUGAUCAAAGCAAAGGCGGCUGUUGAUAGUAAUCCUCAGUGCAGACACAAAGUUUCUUGUGCAGACAUUUUAGCUCUUGCAACCAGAGAUGUCGUACAAUUGACGGGAGGACCGUUUUAUACAGUGGAAUUGGGAAGACGUGACGGUAGGAUAUCUACAAAAGCUAGCGUUCAAAGACAGCUCCCUGGCCCUAAUUUCAAGUUAGACCAGCUAAACUCCAUGUUUGCUAGGCACGGUCUCUCUCAGACCGAUAUGAUCGCAUUGUCCGGUGCACACACCAUAGGAUUCGCUCAUUGUGGUCGUUUCUCUAAGAGGAUCUUCAACUUCAGCCCCAGAAACACGAUCGACCCUACUCUCAACUUUCGAUACGCUCUUCAGCUGAGACAAAUGUGCCCAAGGAACGUUGACCCCAGAAUUGCCAUCAACAUGGACCCAACCACCCCUCGUACAUUCGACAAUGCCUACUACAAGAAUCUUCAGCAAGGAAUGGGUCUCUUCAGAUCUGAUCAGGUUCUAUUUUCGGAUCCCAGAUCCAGAGGCACCGUCAACCUUUUCGCAUCAAGCAAUGCAGCUUUUCACAAUGCUUUCGUGGCUGCCAUUACCAAGCUAGGCCGAGUAGGGGUUUUGACAGGAAAACAAGGUGAAAUUCGACGCGAUUGCACUCGGCCAAACUAGCCUACAGCACUUUCUUUCCGCUUCAUUUCCUUUUAAAUUAUAAUUUCUUAUCACAUCAAUAAUAAAUAACACCCAUGUUUGAUAUCUAUGUGUUUCUUACUCUUUUAAUAAUAAUAAGUGAAUUCGUCGAUUCAAA